This is a messenger RNA of Colletotrichum tamarilloi, 258 nucleotides long. RefSeq lists its product as uncharacterized. NCBI's taxonomy places the organism in Eukaryota, Fungi, Ascomycota, Sordariomycetes, Glomerellales, Glomerellaceae. The transcript has a single exon. The record is from RefSeq and is a predicted model, not a curated record. Bases 1 to 258 code for a protein of 85 amino acids.
AUGGUCAAGGGAGAGAGAUACGGAACGGGUCCGGAAUCCGGAGCAGGCCCAGGCCGAAAAUGGAAAGAGCAGGAGCCAAGCACGGACACAACCAAACUUCAGCAGUCAGAAGUUCAGAACUCGGUCGUGCCUGAGGAAAGAGCAAUGGGCAGCUUCAAUGGUGAGAUGAACUCGAAUCUCAACUUUGAAGGAAGGAGGGACGGGAACGAGAGCAAGAACCUUUCAUCAGGCAUCCAUCUAAGGUGCCUUAUUUGGUAG